AGUUAUGCUACAAGGCUCAACACCAGACAGACACCAUCUCUGCGCUGGAGCCUCCAAGGGAAAUUAGCUUCCGGAUAAGUGAUUCCUAUCACAUACAGGACUUUACCAAGCGUCUUUUGUGUGCGGAAUCCCGUGCUGCGGCGCGAAAGAAGCAUACUUGAAAAAAUGUCCGAAACACACAUCAAGAAGGCCAAAUCAACCAGGACUUUAACCAGGCCGGAACCGGAAUUCGAAGACGAGUCAUCUAUGGGGAAACCAUUCUACGAUAGUGAAGAUGGUGGUCACGCGCCAAAGGUCGUGACGAAGAAAGAUGAGACGGAGGAGAAAUUGGAGAGAUUGCUCUUCGGAGACGAUGCGGGUUUUCAUGAGGCGUUGAAGAGCCAUCGGACUCCCGGAACGAUGGAUUUGGUGCUGCAGGCUGAUUCGGAUGAAGAGGAAGGAGAAGGUGAAGAAGAGGGAGGGUUGGAUGAUGUUGCGGAUGCGGAUCUUUUCUUCUUGGAUUCAGGAACUGCUGAUGUUGCUGGAUCUCAUGGCGAUGUAGCCAUGACUCUCGCGGAGGACGGGGAGAAAGAAGAAGAGGAGGAGGAGAUUACACCGGCCGCAUGGCACGAUAGCGACGAUGAGCGCCUUACUAUCUCCCUGGCGAGUGAACAGAGGUUGCGAAAGCUGCGGAAUACGGAGGCGGAGGACCUUGUCAGCGGAAAGGAGUAUAUUCGUCGCCUGCGCAGACAGUUUGAGCGCCUACAUCCUACUCCUGAAUGGGCGGUGCCGGAGCGGAGCACGAAGCGACGGAAGACGAUCAAUGGCGAUGAGGAUGACUCUGAUGCUUCUAGCGGUGUCGAUGACAUGGAUACGUCCGAUGAGGAGGCGGAACUGACGAUGCAGCCGCUGGCUAAGCUACUUCAGAACGCGGGUGAUCUGGUCAUGAAUGAGGAUAAUACGAAGACGGGCGGGAAGAGAAAACUCCGCCAGGAGGUCAUUGAUAUUCAGAGAUUGAAGGACGUCGGUGCAAAUCAACCGUCCUCUAUCGACUCUCUGUCCUUCCACCCUCAUUAUCCUCUUCUUCUCUCGUCCGGUCCGGCAUCUACUCUCUUCCUCCACCAUAUCUCCCCUGAUGCCCCUAUCCCGAAUCCACUUCUCACAUCUCUCCAUAUCCGGCGCACGCCACUCCAUACCUCUGCAUUCGCGCCGCCAACUGGCAACAAGAUCUUCGCCUCCGGUCGCCGCCGGUACUUCCACAUCUGGGAUCUCAACACCGGCAAGAUCGAAAAGGUCAAUGGCACAGCCGACCGCAAGAACGAACAAAAGUCCAUGGAGAGGUUCAAGUUGUCCCCUUGCGGACGGUAUAUCGGCUUGGUUGGAACAGCCCGCAAGGGCGGCGGUCUCAUCAACGUCUUGGACGCAGGCACCGCCCAGUGGAUUGCACAGGUGCGUGUGGACGGCCGCGGCGGCGUUGCAGACUUCGCAUGGUGGAGUGACGGCGAAGGCAUGACUGUUGCCAGCAAGAAUGGUGAAAUCUCCGAAUGGGACGGCCGACUCCGUCGCGUCGUCGCCCGCUGGGUCGAUGAGGGCGCUGUUGGAACUACGGUCAUCUCUCUUGGUGGCCGUUCAGGCCGUAAGGAACUCGGUGGAGACCGCUGGGUCGCAGUAGGCAGUUCUAGCGGUAUCGUCAACAUUUACGACCGACGACCCUGGGCGGCUGCUUCUGCUCAAGCCUCAUCCUCAUCAAAAGACAAGAACGAUAUCCAGGUUGAAAUUCCUCGAAACCCAAAACCUACCCGUGUCUUUGACCAUCUAACUACCCCGACGAGCCAUCUCGUCUUUUCUUCUGAUGGCCAGCUCAUGGUGAUGGCCAGUCGAUGGAAGCGUGAUGCGCUGAGAUUAGUCCACCUCCCCUCUUGCACCGUCUACCGAAACUGGCCUACAUCCAACACGCCCUUUGGCCGUAUCUCCUCUGUGGCCAUUUCUCCCGCCUCCGACAUGCUCGCUGUUGCGAACGAGCAGGGUAAAAUCCGAGUGUGGGAGAUCCAUGGAUAGAUAUAUCUUUUUCAAAUAAGGUUGAAUUCAAUUCAAAAAGAUUAGAUUCGUUUGGAUUAUCGUCAGGAUAUAGAUUAUCACGGUGUAGAUUAUAAUCGUUUUAUGUUGAAUCUUUGAUAUAAAGUUUAUAUGUAUAAUGAUGGGUCUAUCUCUGUCCAGAUGAGCUAAUCUUUCUGAGUAACUAACUGUAUGUCGAAUAUUAAAUGGUAAGUUAGCACAGAAGCAUAUUUAGACCUGAACAAUUUGACUUGCUUGCUUGAAUCUAGUUCUAGGG
This is a messenger RNA of Paecilomyces variotii, 2311 nucleotides long. RefSeq names its product WD40-repeat-containing domain protein. Gene Ontology annotation, molecular function: protein binding. Gene Ontology annotation, biological process: rRNA processing. Gene Ontology annotation, cellular component: Pwp2p-containing subcomplex of 90S preribosome; small-subunit processome. Bases 166 to 2037 code for a protein of 623 amino acids. Lineage: Eukaryota; Fungi; Ascomycota; Eurotiomycetes; Eurotiales; Thermoascaceae. The transcript has 4 exons. The record is from RefSeq and is a predicted model, not a curated record.